AGGUACGAAUACGGCGAGUUGAUUAGCCGGUAUUUGGCAGAAAAUUGGAGCUGGUGAUCUCUCGCGCAUCGUUCAUCGCCGUUUGGUCUUCGUGGUUCUUGGUCUGCAUCCGCUUGGGUCGUAUUCUCCUUCCUGUGGACAUACUGCAUUUAUUUCGUGAAAAGUUUGCAAGAAAAAAAUGACCGAAGUGGACACUAGCAAAACUGGCCAGGUGAUUCGGUGUCGAGCUGCCGUGGCAUGGAAAGCCAAAUCGGAUCUGACCAUCGAAGAGGUCGAAGUGCAACCACCAAAGGCGCAUGAAGUCCGCAUUAAAGUCACCAGUUCCGGUGUCUGCCAUACAGAUGCGUAUACUCUGAGUGGUGCAGAUCCCGAGGGUGUCUUCCCUGUAAUUUUAGGCCAUGAGGGUGCCGGCAUCGUGGAAAGCGUUGGCGAAGGUGUCAAGGAUUUUAAAGCUGGAGACCAUGUUGUUGCCUUGUACAUUCCACAGUGCUAUGACUGCGAGUACUGCAAGCAUCCUCGCACUAACUUGUGCCAGAAAAUCAGGAUUACACAGGGCAAAGGUCUGAUGCCUGACGGAACAUCUCGUUUCAAAUGUAAAGAUAAAGAGGUCUUCCAUUUUAUGGGAUGCAGCACGUUUUCGGAAUAUACCGUUGUGGCAGACAUCUCUUUAUGCAAGGUUAACAAUUCGGCGCCACUGGAUAAGGUCGGUCUGCUGGGAUGCGGAAUCACCACAGGGUAUGGAGCCGCCCUGAAUACUGCUGAUGUUCAGCCUGGCACAACCGUGGCGGUGUUCGGACUGGGCGCGGUGGGAUUGGCGGUGAUGAUGGGAGCACAGCAGCGCGGUGCCAAGCGCAUCAUCGGCAUCGAUAUCAACCCGGAAAAGGAAGCUGUCGGGCGAAAGUUCGGAAUGACCGACUAUGUCAACCCGAAGGAUAAGGAACAUAGCGAUAAGCCGAUUCAGCAAGUCCUGAUCGACAUGACCGACGGUGGACCGGAUUACACCUUCGAGUGCGUUGGGAAUGUGCAGCUGAUGCGUUCCGCAUUGGAGGCGGCCCAUAAAGGCUGGGGUGUCUCGGUAAUUAUUGGCGUGGCGGGCUCCGGACAAGAAAUCAGCACGCGACCCUUCCAGCUGGUGACGGGACGGACCUGGAAGGGGACGGCGUUCGGCGGGUUCAAGUCCCGCGACUCGGUACCCAAGUUGGUGGAUGACUAUCUGAAGAAGAAGGUGAAGAUCGAUGAAUUCAUCACCCAUACCAUGCCCAUUGCCGAAAUCAAUAACGCUUUCCAUUUGAUGCAUGAUGGCAAAAGUAUUCGCGCUAUGGUGAAUUUUUAAGCUCGUGGAUUGGAUUAGUGGCGAGUCGGUGGAUUGCUUGUGUUGGAUGGGGCAAAGCGCGGAACCGUUUUGGGUAACUCAACUGUUUUAGAUUUUAGCCCUCUGUUUUUAAGCUUCCAAUUUGGUCAUAUUGUUGGGAUUUUGUAGAAUAUUUUCAGUUAAUGCUUAAAGUAAGUCUUCUAAAUUUUGGUGACGGUUUGGUGUUUGUGAGUUGCCGUCUCAUAGCCUGGUAGCGUGUUUUAAAUUUUUUUUUAAAUGUUGAGUUUGCGAUCAAAAUUUACGAACAAGG
Messenger RNA from Paramacrobiotus metropolitanus, 1622 nucleotides. RefSeq names its product alcohol dehydrogenase class-3-like. Lineage: Eukaryota; Metazoa; Tardigrada; Eutardigrada; Parachela; Macrobiotidae. The transcript is spliced from 12 exons. Gene Ontology annotation, cellular component: cytosol. Bases 179 to 1333 code for a protein of 384 amino acids. Gene Ontology annotation, molecular function: zinc ion binding; S-(hydroxymethyl)glutathione dehydrogenase [NAD(P)+] activity. The record is from RefSeq and is a predicted model, not a curated record. Gene Ontology annotation, biological process: formaldehyde catabolic process.